UCAUGAAUUAACCUAACAUUUAAAAAUUUAAAACUUAAUUAAAGGUGACAGUGAAAGAAUUUAUUGAUUUCUUUUUAUUUGAUACUCCUUAUGAAAAUUGUCUAUCAUUUCCUCACUACUAUUAAGUUGUAUUGUGUUAGGAUAAAGAAAUUAGCUUUUAAAAGUAUCAACCUUAACCUUAAAUUGGACAGAUUUCAAAAAGACCAAUAAACUUUAUUCAUCCAGUUAAAGAAAAAUAAAUGUUUGCUCCUGAUGUAGUUCAUUGUUUUGCAGAGGAUGUUUUGUAUUAUUUUAAUCAAGAUGAAAUUUUGAUAGAAAAAGAAGUAAAAUUUGCUAAAAUACCUUAUGCUGACAGUUUUUGUUGCAGAGUUUUUUGGCAUAUUUAUUAAAUAGAAGAUGGUUGCCAAGUAAAUUAUGGAUUUUAUAUUCAUUUUUUUAAAUCAACUGUUUUUAAAAGUAAAAUUGAAAGUAGUAGUAAAAAAGAAAACACGGAGGUUUGGGAAAAGUGUUUGAAAUAAGUAUACGAGGAAGGGCAAAAUAAAAUAUUAUCUAAAAGAGUUUAAAAUGAGAGAUAGCAACCAAAAGCUGAAAUUGAAGUUACGUAAUAAAUAGAAACUUAAGUUGAAAAAGUUAACUAAAUUAAGGAAAAAGAAGAGACCAAACAGGUAAUUCUUGAGUAAGAAUAAUAAGAAUCUUAAAUCUUACUUGAGAACAAUGAAAAUCAAUAAUAAAAAUAAUAAUUGUUAAUUGAAAAUAAAGUUAAAGAAAUCUUUGUAGAGAAAUAGGAAUAAUCAUCUGAUUAAAAAGAUUUGAAUUUAAAACUAGAUAAGCUAACUUAAUUAGCUUAUGCAAUAAUAGGUCUUUUAAUUAUUGAUAUUUUGUUCACAAUUGGAAAAUGA
Paramecium pentaurelia is the source of this 899-nucleotide messenger RNA. NCBI's taxonomy places the organism in Eukaryota, Ciliophora, Oligohymenophorea, Peniculida, Parameciidae. The record is from the annotation of a GenBank genome assembly.